Pieris macdunnoughi is the source of this 294-nucleotide messenger RNA. The record is from the annotation of a GenBank genome assembly. NCBI's taxonomy places the organism in Eukaryota, Metazoa, Arthropoda, Insecta, Lepidoptera, Pieridae.
AUGUUGGAUCGAGCGGACGCCUCUCAGCAUCCCCAUCUCCAAAACAUCGCGCCGUGUCACUCCGGGCCGCCAGAUUGCCAUCGGUACCCGCGAGAGCUACAGCUCUCCGCAGGUGCCAACAACAGCGGACUAGACACCAGGGCAGCAAUCGCGGCUUCAACCGCUGGGCCCUCCUCCGGGGUAUCCGGGGGUCUCACCAGGUGGAGCGUUGCCCGCGAGCCGCGAGUCUGGCCGCUACCAAUGACCACGACACUUCGGCCUGAGAGAUUACUCCUUUCCUUACCGCUUUAUUGA